Messenger RNA from Telopea speciosissima, 3270 nucleotides. RefSeq names its product transcription initiation factor TFIID subunit 4b-like. Bases 55 to 2994 code for a protein of 979 amino acids. Gene Ontology annotation, biological process: transcription initiation at RNA polymerase II promoter. NCBI's taxonomy places the organism in Eukaryota, Viridiplantae, Streptophyta, Magnoliopsida, Proteales, Proteaceae. Gene Ontology annotation, molecular function: DNA binding; RNA polymerase II general transcription initiation factor activity; protein heterodimerization activity. Gene Ontology annotation, cellular component: transcription factor TFIID complex. The record is from RefSeq and is a predicted model, not a curated record. The transcript has 14 exons.
AUUUCUGAAGGUGGCAACAUCUAAUUUAACGUAGUAACUGUGGAAAGGAUUAAAAUGGAUCCUUCCAUCAUGAAGCUCCUUGAAGAUGACGAGGAUGAAACCAUGCAUUCUGGUGCAGAUGUAGAGGCGUUCACUGCUGCCUUGAAUAGAGACAUAGAGGGUGGUACCUCCACUUCUCAGCCAUCAGAUCCAGAAAAUGCGAUCUUGUCCCAUGCUGGCAAUCCUGCAUCCAAUCAGCUGGUUCCCCAAUGGCAUAAUUCCAAUCAAGAAGAAAAUGUCACCUCCCAAACUCAUCAAGAAGAACCAAACAAUAUGCAGUCACAAGUCCAGCAUUCAACUGAAACAGUGCUGAUGCAGUCUGGAUCUGGUGCUGAGAAUCAGCAGCAGCAAAUUGUUAGCUCACAAGAACACAGUGAACUCCCUAUGCAACAGAAACAAUCAAAUGAUGAUCAGCAACAGCAGCAGGUGGAGCAAAACUCCCUCCAGAUGUCUCAGAAAAAUGGAGCCCAAAUUUGUGAACAAAGUCCUGGUCACUUGCCCGAAAAGGAGAGAGUGCCGCUGGUAAACAGCCAAAAUCAAUACCCAAAAUUACAAAAGAUGAACAAUCAAAUUACACUUUCUGCAGACAUUGCAAAUAACCCAAAUUUUCGUGGUAAACAAGUACCAUUUGCUUUGUUGAUCCCAAAUAUAAUGCCGCACCUUGAUGAAGACCGAGCUAUGCAGCUUCAGACACUUUUUACUAAAUUGAGGAAAAAUGAAAUCAACAAAGAGGGCUUUGUCCGGGCUCUGAGAACUAUUGUAGGGGAUCAUAUGGUCAAACAGGCUGUAGCAAAAGUCCAGAUGCAGGAACUAGCCAAAGCUCAGUCUGCCCGUAACUCACAGACAGGACCCCAUCAGUUUCAGUUACAGUCUCAAGCUUCUUUGCAGCACCAGCAUCAGCCUCCACAGCAACAGCAUCCACAGCAACAGCAGCAGCAGCUGCAACAACCCAAAAUGACAAAUGCACAACAGUUCAGUGAUCCACAAUCAUUUACUCAACUUCAUCAGAAGGGACAAAAGUCUUCCACUGACCUAUCUCAGAUUCCAACUUCAACAACUCAAGGAAAAAAUGAUUCAAGCUUUCCUACCACAGAAAGCAGCUCUCAGAAGUCCAGAGAGACGGAACAUCAGUCAGAUUCACCAGGAAUGCAUUUGAGCCAAACAUCUUCUGCCAGCAUGAGCUUGGUCAAUCAGGAAAAGGGGCUCUCCUCCAUUCAAAUCCAAGGGAUUAACAAGCAGCAGCAGCAAUUGCCCCUUCCACACACAUCUUUCCCAAUGUAUGGGACCAUGGUGGGCAAUUAUCAUUCUACUCAUGCAUAUUCAGGGCCAUCUAUCAGUGGUGCAACAACUUCUCUUAAAUCACAAACUCAAGAUUCACAAAUGAGGCAAGUUCCGCUUCAUCAAGGCAUGGUUUCAAAUCAGUUAGGAGGGGCAACCCAGCCCAUGAACAUGAUGAUUAUGCCUAAAUAUGAGAUGCAAAACUCUCUUACUGAGCCCAAGAGAUUGCAAGGUGGAACUCACUCGACAAGCCAUUCAACAAUGCAACAAAAUCCAGCUCAGUGGCAAUCAUCAGUGAGUGAAGAGCAAAAAGGUGGUGCUUUGUCAUCAAUGGCUUAUGUGAAGCAGGAAUUAGUUGAUCAGACUGCUGAGCAGCAGCAAAUGCCCCAAUUGUCAGCUUCCCAAGGUUCAUCUUCUUUAGUUCCUGUACAGGUUGACCAAGAGGAAACCACAGAAAAGCAGGGGGCUAGAAUUCCUUUCUCAACAUCUACAAAUGCAGUGCUUUCAAAUUCAGCUUCGGGUUCCAUAGCAACACCAAUGGAUGCUACUCCGCCGAUGCGCCCUCAAAUCCCAUCUGCAACCAUCUCAGUUGGGUCUGGAACUAAUUUGAAGACACCUCCAAAGAAGCCUUCUAUCAGCCAAAAGAGACCAGUUGAAGCAGCUGGCACUCCAUCCCCUUUGUCAAGUAAAAAACAAAAGGUGUCUGGGGCUUUUCUGGAUCAAAGCAUUGAACAACUCAAUGAUGUUACUGCUGUCAGUGGAGUUAAUUUGAGGGAAGAGGAAGAGCAGCUAUUAUCUGCACCUAAAGAGGAAAGUCGGGCUUCAGAAGCUACUCGGAGGGUUGUGCAAGAAGAAGAAGAAAGACUGAUACUGCAGAAAAUACCCCUUCAAAAAAAAUUAGCACAAAUCAUGUCCAAAAGUGGCAUAAAGAGUGUAAGUAAUGACGUGGAGCGUUGCCUGUCAUUGUGUGUAGAGGAGAGAAUGCGCGGUUUGAUAAGUAAUAUGAUCAGACUAUCAAAACAGAGGGUUGAUCUCGAAAAGCCAAGACAUCAUACUAUUAUUACCUCUGAUGUUCGGCGGCAAAUUUUAAUGAUGAACCGAAAAGCCAGAGAGGAGUGGGAGAAAAAACUGGCUGAAGAAGCUGAAAAGCAAAGGAAACUUAAUGAAGCAGAGGGAAACACUGGUGUUGAUGGUGACAAGGACAAGGAUGAAGCUCGUACAAAGACACUCAAGGCAAACAAAGAGGAAGACGAUAAAAUGCGAACAACUGCAGCAAAUGUUGCUGCCCGAGCAGCAGUUGGAGGGGAUGAUAUGCUAUCAAAAUGGCAACUCAUGGUAGAGCAAGCCCGACAGAAGCGUGAAGGAGGAGGUGAUGGAUCAAAUAGUGUUCAGCCUGGUAGAGAGCUGAGCCGCAAGGCCCUGUCAACCAUGGGAAGAACCACUAUGGACAAUCAAGAAGUAGAAAACAGAGGCCUUUCUGCUGCUGCGGCAUCUGGGCCUGCAAGGAAAUUUGGCAGGAACUCUGCUGUUGUGCCACAGUCAAAGGUUGCACGGACCAUUUCUGUCAAGGAUGUAAUUGCAGUCCUGGAGAGGGAGCCCCAGAUGUCAAAGUCAACUUUAAUGUAUCGUUUGUAUGAGAAAAUUCAUGCUGAUGCUGCGGCAAAUGAUCGAAGGUGAAAUGUGGGGCAAUAAGGAUCUAAUGUCAGCAUUUUGUCAGGACAAACAUCAUGAAUCUGGGAGAGUCUAAGGUACAACUUUAGGCUAUUCUUUGUUCUUUUAUUGACAUUUGUUUGUGUGGAGCAUUAUGUGCUAUAUGUAGCAAUUCUAAGGAGACUACUCUCUGUAUUCACUGUUCACCCGCCUCUAUUUGGAAUCAUGGCAACAUAAAACCCUAGGGUUGCCCUCAUUCUGAUUACAAAGGCAGGCAAGUAGUCUUCUCAUGGAGUGUAGAUC